This is a messenger RNA of Solea senegalensis (Senegalese sole), 2980 nucleotides long. RefSeq names its product vegetative cell wall protein gp1. The coding region runs from base 70 to 678 and encodes 202 amino acids. The record is from RefSeq and is a predicted model, not a curated record. Lineage: Eukaryota; Metazoa; Chordata; Actinopteri; Pleuronectiformes; Soleidae. The transcript has 4 exons.
GUAAGGUCCUUCAGCCAGUGGGUGUAUGUAUAUAUACCUUACACUCCGUACUCAUCUUCCACAUUUGAGAUGUCACGUCAGACGUUGCCGGCCAUUGGUUCAUCAGGAAGAAAAACAGCAGGUCACCAGCGCCCCCACCAGGCCAAUCGUCAGAAGCGCAGCCGACAGCAGACAUCAUCUUCCUCCAGUUCACAUCCACAUCCAGGACCUCCUUCAAUCCUCGUCUCAGAUACCACCGUGGCACCUUGGGGAGGCCUCCCUCUAUGUGAUACCUCCUUUACCUCAAUCCCACCACCACCUCCUCCACGACCUGCUCCACCAACCGCACCUCCACUCCCUCCUGCUCCUCAGCCCACACCAUCCACCCCUUUUCAUGAGAGACUGAACAAAGACCAAGAAGAUUCAAGUUCAAGUGUUCCCUCUGAGGUCCCAUCUCCACCUCCAACUGGCCUCCAGGACAUUACAGGUGGUCGAGGGCUGCGAGCGAGUCACAGGGUGAUGCCCCAGAGUCGAGUGCCCCGUCCUCCCCGCCUUCCACCACUGUGCCAGGUCACCAACCUCAGCUUCUCUCGGAGCUUCACGUUCUCUUUCUUCGAGCUGCCACUGCACCAGUCGCCUCGCUGCCGGGCUGAGCGCAUCAGAAACCUCAUGUUGCUUUUGAGACAGAUACAUUACUGAGGAAUCACAGCGCCACGGCCCGAUGACUUAUUUUAUUUUAUUGUAAUACUUACCUGUUUAAUGAUCUUCAUAUGUUGACUGGCUUUAAGUUAAGUUGAGGAUGUUUCACCUCAAUUUCAAGAAGCUUCUACGAACUAAUACAUAACAGUGGACACCAGCUGAUAUUAGCAGAGCCAUCAUAACUGCAGCAGCAGGUCACAGUGACAGUGACAGCAUGGUCAUUCAAAUAUGGAUGCUGUGCGUUCUUCUCUUUAGUCUCAGUGGCACUAGUUGCUUUAAUAACCUUUUGUGUGGUAGGCUUACCAACAGAUAUGCUGUGGUGAUGUGUUGUCUUUCCCUGCAGGGGAAGAGAACUGGAGCGGUGUGAAUAUAGUUCUUUCUCAGAUGUUGCUGACUACUCUUUGCUGGGUGAAGAGAGCACAGCUUCGGAGAGAUGUUUGUUUUGUCAGUGAUGUUAGUCAUCACGUUUAUUUCGGGAGAUAUUUUUAUUAGUGUCAGUGCUUUGUAUCAACACCUGCAGCCCAGAGGAUGCAAAAGGCAAAAUGUGAUCCCCUGCUCAGGCAUUCCCACCCAGUAGAGCAGCAUUAACUCAUUGGCUGUUUGGGCAGAGAAAUUGGAACAAAUAGAGGUCGGUUGCCUAGUAACUGUUGUUAGUGGCGGUGAUGAGCAGCUGACAGUGUCCAUGAUCAGGGUGCAGUACCCAGAGGAUGGGAAGACCGGGGGCAGCAGAGGGUUUCUGAGCCACUUAUAUUUUCACAAGCCCAGCUCCAACUGUCAAAUCAGCUCCAGCUUCAUUUCUGCACCCACUCCCACAUCCCAGUGGCUGCUCCUCUGAUCGCCGUCAAUCUCCUGAGCCCAAGGCCUCAAGGUCAAGGUCUCUGCUUCUUCAGAUCAGAGGGUUUGCCUGUGGAGUGUCUGCAGUACCGGUAUCGGCCACAGAAAGACGCUGUGCCCUCAUGCUGUAGAUGCUGCUGGACUUGUCAGUGUGGGAGGGGCAGAUGAUAGACAUGGAGGAGGGAGAUGAUGAACACAAGAUGCAAGUGUGAGCAGGCGAGUGUAGACGGGGAGAUGGACAGGAUUAGAAACUGAGAAUAAAACCACAGAGCGUGAGGUUGGUGUGCGGCUCUGUGAGGAAACAGAUGAUAAGGCCGAGGCUGGAGAACCUGUUGAAACAGUGAGUGAGACUGGUGAUGAGAAAGGAGGUGAGACAGAAACUGGCAGUGUAGAUUAGAAAGAAAGUUUAAAGAUUUCAGACACAGUUGUGAGAGCACAAAAAAAGAGGGAGGACAGGAGGGGUGCUGGUCUGUGGUCCGGGCUUCCAUCUACUCUGAAAUACAAAGAUGUGGACAGAGGAAAGAAUAAGGUGUGAAGUAAGGUUAACAUAAUCAGGGAAUUCCAAGGGUCCAAUCAAUACCUUCGUUUUUUAACUAACUAGAUUUGUUUAAAUGUCGAGAUGGCUACUGCAACACAGGACAAAUGGGAUUAAUGGCGGAUAAAUAAUAAUGUGUAGUUUUUUCUGAAAUGGUUUCCUUCUACAGCUUUUUUAACAUGUCUGUUAGUCUAAAGAACAUCCAGGAAAUAGGCUUCACUUCUGCUGCUGACUCAGAACAAACACUGAGGCGAUAUAACAUAACAUAACAUGUCAUGGCCGCUUCAAAAAGAACAUCUCAACAGAGCAUCUCCCAAUGUGUUUGCACCAUCUGUGGUGUCUUUUAGUGAAAAACUACACUUUGCACGAACAUGGCUGAACUGACGAUAUAGUUUUCAUACAAUAUGUCACACAUCAACCAUCUGGGAAGUUAAAAAAAAACAAAAAACAUUUUCAUCUGUGGAGAACCUUGGGACUCAACUUUCAGAGGAAAUGUUUAAGAACAAGGCCAACCACGAGAUUGCCUUCACCGAACGUGGACACAUAUUUCUGCUUUAAAUCUAGUUUAUACUGAAACAACCUUCCUGGCACUAUUUAAAAUAUAGUGGACACUGCACUGCACAUGAGAAAAUGGCAUCAUAACAUCCUUGCAUAAACGCUUUUGUUUACACAGCCCAAGGGUCGUCAUGCAAUAUUAUUUCAAUUUAUGUAAAAUCAUGCUCACUUGUAUUGUGCACAGCGGUUAUAUUGAUUAUUAUGAGUGAGCAUGCGGUCUGAAUAAUGAGGCGAAAUGCUGACAUUGUCUAUGUGGCAGGUGAAAAUGGGAGUCAUUUGCAUAUUCAGUGUAUGUGUGUGUGUCUGCAAUGUAAAUGUAGUUGUGUUCUCCUGUGCUGCAUGAGUGAAAGUGUGUGUGUGUGUGUGUGUGGGGUCCAG